Messenger RNA from Seriola dumerili (greater amberjack), 2488 nucleotides. RefSeq names its product thyrotroph embryonic factor-like (gene tefb). The transcript has 4 exons. Gene Ontology annotation, cellular component: nucleus. Gene Ontology annotation, biological process: regulation of transcription by RNA polymerase II. Gene Ontology annotation, molecular function: RNA polymerase II cis-regulatory region sequence-specific DNA binding; DNA-binding transcription factor activity, RNA polymerase II-specific. Bases 595 to 1758 code for a protein of 387 amino acids. The record is from RefSeq and is a predicted model, not a curated record. Lineage: Eukaryota; Metazoa; Chordata; Actinopteri; Carangiformes; Carangidae.
ACUGCAUUUUAUGAUGUGGUGUACUUUGUGCGUGUAUGAAGUGGUUGUUGUGGUCAUGGUUACAGUGUGCACAUGUGUGAUUUUUAGCAUGUUUCAGCUGCGGUUUGUCUGAGGAAAAGAUAUUAUUAUGAUGGCUGCACGAGACUAUAUGUUCUUGUUGCGGUUCACGUCACGCACGUGAGGACGUUUCUAUAUGAAGAAUCAAUCUCGGUGAUCAGUCAUAGAAGUACUACUACAUAAACAAAAAAGCGCGUCCAUGUCCUCCGUGCGUUUACAGCCGCUGUGAUAUAUAUUUAUACGGACAGAGCUGACAGCCAAUCAGCUUCUACUAUUCCCUGAGUGGGCGUGGCACGCGUCUCGCGAAUAUCCAACGAGGGCGCCCGGUGGGCACGUAGAACAAGGGGUUAGUGUAGUGUUGUUUUGCACCCAAAAGCGUUGAUAUUGACAAACGGGCCUUGAACGCAGCAAUAACGGUGAAACAGGCGAAAGAGCCGCGCGUCGUUCGCUUCAGUUGUUUCUCCCCGUGGAGGAGGCGGCUCUGUCGGUAACGUUCGGAAACAUCGCCCCGGUCUGCUCGGAGCUUGGCAGGGAACAAUGCCUGGCAAAGCCGCGGUGGCAACGGUGCCUCAACCCAGCGGUACCGUCGACUCGAUGGCUCCGCAGAAGUCCUUCCCGUUUGUUUUAAAGAAGAUUAUGGACAUCCCUCCUCCCAAUAUCCUGGAGGAAGGCGACGACGAAAUAGAGAAGGAGAAGCUGUGCUCAUCUGAGGAUGUUGAGGGAGGCGGGGCUGGGGCAGCCAGCACUGGUGGAGGUUCCAGAGGAGGAGGGGGUGGAGGUGGUGGCAGUGGCGGGGUAUCAGCCUCCCUAACCCCAGCCAUUUGGGAGAAGACCAUUCCCUAUGAUGGGGAGACCUUCCACCUGGAGUACAUGGACCUGGAUGAGUUCCUCCUGGAGAACGGGAUCCCUGUGAGUCUGGAGGAGGAGGAGCAGCUGCAGAAGACUCUAUCCUCAGUGGACGGCAAAGGCAAAUCCACCCCCAAGGUUUCUGCUACAACCACCACCACCACUACUCCUACUCCUCCUCCUCCCCCUACUCCUACUCCUGCUGCUGCAGCGUCUGUCUCUGGCUCGGCAUCUUCCCCCUCCGCCUCCGCCACCUCUACAGUCACCUCAGAACCAGAGGAAACGGUGACUGUCACCACCUUGCAGCCGGCUAAACUAGAGGAGGAAGAGGAAGAAGAUGAGGAGGAAGAGGAAGAAGAUGAGGAGGAAUCCUUGUCUGAGGAAGCACCAGCAGAAGGGAAAGUGAAGGAGAAGAAACCAGAUCGAGGCGCUGCGGAACGCAACACGCCCUCCCCCAUCGACCCAGAUGCGAUCGAGGUGGACAUUAAUUUCCAGCCGGACCCCACAGACCUGGUCCUGUCCAGUGUGCCGGGGGGGGAGCUGUUCAACCCGCGCAAACACAAGUUCUCUGACGAGGAGCUGAAACCGCAGCCUAUGAUCAAGAAGGCCAAGAAAGUGUUUGUUCCUGAUGAACAGAAGGAUGACAAAUACUGGUCCAGGAGAAAGAAGAACAAUCUGGCAGCAAAGCGUUCUCGUGACGCGCGGCGGCUGAAGGAGAACCAGAUCACCGUGCGCGCCUCCUUCCUGGAGCGGGAAAACGCCGCGCUGAGGCAGCAAGUGGCUGAGCUGCGGAAGGACUGCGGCCGCUGCAAGAACGUCCUGGCCAGAUACGAAGCGAAGUACGGCCCACUGUAAAAACCUCGGAACAAGAAAAAAAACCCCAUGAAGUGUCAACGAGACAAAAGCAGAACUCCCUUCCCCGCAAAAAUUCAACACAGACACAAACACCAAGGGAAUCUAAAUUUGCACUUUUGUCUUUGCUGACCUCCAGUCACUGUGUCGAGCUCUAGCACGAUGCUGGAGUUUUGGAUACACACUGGCAGGCAGUGAGGCAUGAUGGGAGUGGUGGUCACAGGAAGGCCUGUGGAGAGCGCCUGGCUCCUACACUCAGAGAGGAAGUUGGACGGUUGUGGAUACUCCCAUGGUCACACACACAUGGAAAAUAUGAUCUGUCUCAAGACGGUUUCAGGAGAGUCAGGAAAUCUGAAAAGAGCAGGCUGGUACAAAAGAAUCACAGGCUUUUUUAAAUACUUCACAAAUCUGUUUUUAUCACUGCAUAGCACUUCCUCCUAGUGGACCAAAGCAUGAGAAACGUCAGUUAGAAGUUGUGUAUUUAGACUGGUGCACACUCGCCGUCCCUCACUUCUCCUUGUGUUGCACUCAUGUUUGUGUCUGUACUUCCUUUUAAAAUACUCCAGCUGAGGCUCAGAGGAAGGAUGUUUUUAUUAACUCACGGCGCGGUCGGAGAGAGGGACAGAUGAACGUGUGAAUCAAGGAGCAGGAGGCAGAUUCACAGCCUCACUACCAGCCUGAAGAGAGAGAGAGAGAAUCACAGACCUCAGGGCGAGAGGAGGAGGAGGAGGAG